Molecule: messenger RNA, 3960 nt
Organism: Nerophis ophidion (straightnose pipefish)
Lineage: Eukaryota; Metazoa; Chordata; Actinopteri; Syngnathiformes; Syngnathidae
Exons: 5
Coding region: 3112-3960 (282 amino acids)
Source: RefSeq, a predicted model, not a curated record
GCCCAACGGGCUCGCACUCACGCCUCAUUGAGGCCCCCCGGAUGUCUAGUGCCCAAUUUGGUCAUCCACAGGCGUUCGGCGUGUCGCCGUUGGCCUGCACUCCAUUUGGAGUCGUGCUGGAUGACACAAACCCGGACAGAAGCCCACCCGUGCCGGAGGAAGUGUUGCACCAGGUGGGUGGUGGUGUUCUUCUGUCGAGUAAUGUUGUGUCUAUGUUGGUGGAAACGGGUGGCGAUGGUGUUUCCCGUCUCCCCAACAUACAGGGCGUGGCAACGCUGGCAUCGGAUGACGUAAACGCAGUUUUUUGUGCGUGCGUCCCCCCUGCAUAGGGGCCGGAAGACCCUCCCGUUGUGGCGGUUAAGUAGCCACGGGAUGUGUCUGAAGGGGACGCUGCUCCGAGUCGGGGGAGGAUCUCUCGUGGAGGGGACCCGAGCCCUGACCAGCAGAUCGCACAGGUUGGGAUUCUUACGGUAUGCUGACACCAAAUAAUGUUUUUGGAGCCUGCCACUAUUAUCCACAAAGUCUUUAAAGUUUUGUUUGACUCUUCUAGCUACCUGUACCGCCGCAGGUGAGAAGGUCGUGAUCAGGGGGAUCAUGGACUCACCAGGGGGAGGCUUCUUGGGGUCCAAGAAGCACCUGAACUGUCUCCUGAGGAAGGAUCUCGAAUAUCCCCUCUUCCUCAGGGCCGUGAACAGGGCUCCCGUGGCCGUGACGAAGUCCUCCCGCCUGGUGCAGAUCCGGUGGAAUCUUAGCAGCUGGGACUUGACCAGUCCCGCGUAGGUAUGUCGGGGGUGGAAACUGGUCUUGUGGAGGAGGGCGUGGGUGUCAGUCUGUUUGAAAUAAACCUUUAUGUCCAGAUUGUGAGUGGAGGGGAAGUCUGGACCUUUGUAUGUGGUGGUGUCCAAGAAAUCCACCGACAUGGGGCUGGUGGUGGACUUGAUAGUGAUACUGGGGUUGUGAGUAUUGAGGGUGUGGCGGAACACCUCAAACUCCUCUACGGAGUGGGCCCAUACCCCCCAGAUAUCAUCGAGGUACCGUGAGUAAUGCAGGGGCUUGAUCGGGCACGCUGCGAGGGCGGAGGUCUCCCAUUCCGCCAUAAAAAUAUUGGCGUAUGCCGGGGCAAAUUUCUUCCCCAUGGCUGUCCCUUUAAUCUGGAGGAAGAACUUCCCAUUAAAUUCGAAGUCGUUCCUCCUUAAAUUUAUGUCGAGCAGCUGCAGGAGUUCUUUGUCCGGCCUGCUAAUGUCUCGAUAUUUGCCAAAUAUAUUUUUUACGGCUUGGAUGCCCUGUUCAAUGUCUAUGUUUGUGUAUAAACUGUCUAUAUCAAUUGUGAACAGAAUGGCCUCUUGGGGAAUGAUCAGAUUUUUAAUUUUUUCUAUAAAAUCAUAUGUGUCUUUCAAAUAACUAUUGUGUUUGAUGGAAAGUGGCGUUAAAUAAAAAUCAAUAAAUUCUGCCGUCCUGUAGGUUUCGCUCCCACAGUCGGAAACUAUGGGCCUGCCCGGGGGUAUGACAUGGGGCUGGCUCCAUUUGUGGGGUUCCUUGUGGAUUUUGGGGAGUAAAUAAAACCUACGAGGACGGGGAUCCGAUUCGCCCAGGAGGUAAGUAAACUGUUUAUGAUUGAUGAAUCUUUUAUUUAAUAAAUUUUUAAUGAUUUUUUCCACCAUAGGGAUUGUGUCAAGAUAAAUGGGUGCGGCCAACGGGGAGUAGUAGGUGGUGUCGUUCAGUUGUCUGGUGCCCUCCCAGACAUACUGAGACCUGUCAAAGAUGACCACAGCGCUUCCUUUGUCUGCCGGUUUGAUAACAAUGUUAUUGUUAUUUUUCAGACUCUGAAGGGCCUCAGUUUCGUCACGCGUGAGGUUGGGCGUAAUGGCGAGGGCGCAACCCGAUAGGAGCGAUGGAUGCUCGUCCGCUAGGACCAGUGUGUGGACCUCUGGAGGUAGCAGACCGGGUGAGGGCUCCCACUCGGACCGGGCGGUGAAAGGUCGCGGACCGAGGGACCCUUGCUUUUCAUAGAACACCGCGAGUUUGACACCCCUGUGGUAUUCUUGUAAGUCAAACUUCAUUUGGUGGUGCCACUCAGGACUAAGGUUGGUGGAUGGGACGAACGUGAGGCCUUUAUUGAGGAGGGAGCGCUGUGAGGAGGUAAGUGUGAAAUGUUUUGCCAAAUUUACAAUGUUUUUGUUUGUGUUUGUGGUGGUGUUGUUUGUGCUUGUGUCACCCCCCCGACAGGUCGGGUUUUUGGGGAUGCCAUGUUUAAAUGGUGAAGCCAGUGCUUCAGCAUGUUUUUGGCCGUUUCCUCGGUCCAGUGAAGGUUGUCCCUCCCCGUAGCAAACUUCUCACUGGUGAGUGCCGGAAUGAAAUUAUAGUUUUUUUGAAUAUAAGUAUUAAUUUUGUGGAGGUUAUCUUUAUGUUCCUGGGGCAGGGCUUCUGAGAAGUUAAUGAUGGGGAUGGAAAUGUCGGCGUUCGGGAACACCGUUUUGGCCACCUUUAGGGCCCUUUGGAUUUGUUUAAAGGAUGGCCUCUGCGUGGCGGAAGUUGGCACCUGGAUAGCUGUCCAUCUGAAGGUCCUGGAGACGGACAGGUGGAAGACGACUAAUAUUGGAGUCACCAAUCACCAGGACCUUCUUAUCCACAGACAGGUGCCAAUCAACCAACUUGCGCGUGGUACUGAUGUGUCUAGUGGGGCCCCUGCGCGGACUGAUAGGUGUGGCUAAUUGUGUCGUGUCUGUAUCCUCUGUCGGCUGAGAGGCCGAAGCGACCGCUCUAGGCCCCUUCCGGAUUCCCGAAAAAAAUUGGGACCAGCUUGGACCCGCUUCGGGAACCGGCGUGCGUGGAGGAGGAGUGUCCACGAGGGGCACGUCCGGAAGAGGCGCGUCCGGGAGGGGCGCGUCCAGGAGGGAGGAAGUCGGCGAGGAUGGUCCCGGUAGGCCAGAACCUAGUUGAGACCAACUGGGGGGCGUGUCAGGGGGCAGCUGGGACCACCCUGGAGGCCCCUCAGGGGAUGACGCCGGCUGCUCAGGUGGCGGUGGCGCGUCCGAGACCGCAGGAGGGACCCUGACUUCGGUCUCGACCUGCGGAUGCGGCCUGGGUGGCGGGACCAGGGGAGCCUCGACAAUGGAGUUGUCGGGAGGACUGCUGCAUGGCUCCUGGGGUCGUGUCAUUCUCUGGGGCCUGGAUGGUGCCGCAGCCAGAGAAGAAGGCGACAAAACCGGGAAGGGGACCGGGGUGACCGGUCCCCUAGGACCCGGAACCGGCUCCACCACAGGGGACCAGUCCCCGACCACAGGGUCGGUCAUGGUGGACGCCGUGGCUCGCACAGGAGCGUGCAGGGUUGGAACCGGCAGGGGCAGCGGCAGCGGCAGCGGCAGCGGCGGCUGCACUACCUCCAUCACCACUCGGGUGCUGGAAGGAUCCAAGCGGACUGGUGACCCCGUCUGCUGGGAUCGUGACGGACUACCCCCCUCGUCCACGCCACGAACGUCCACACAGAUGGAGAUCACCAGACCCUCAGCCAGCCGCAGUGUCUCGGUGGUCAACCUGCGUCCCAGGUGUGUCCUGGUCCAAGCUGAGGCCACCUGGAAUGGUUCCUUCCAAUUUUGCCCAAUAAAAGUACCCAAUUUGUACUCGUGGGAAGACCAGGACCUCCGGGGCAUCCCCUACGCCAGAGACGUCCGGAUUCCCAGUGCCCAAUUUGGUCAUCCACAGGCGUUCGGCGUGUCGCCGUUGGCCUGCACUCCAUUUGGAGUCGUGCUGGAUGACACAAACCCGGACAGAAGCCCACCCGUGCCGGAGGAAGUGUUGCACCAGGUGGGUGGUGGUGUUCUUCUGUCGAGUAAUGUUGUGUCUAUGUUGGUGGAAACGGGUGGCGAUGGUGUUUCCCGUCUCCCCAACAUACAGGGCGUGGCAACGCUGGCAUCGGAUGACGUAAACGCAGUUUUUUGUGCGUGCGUCCCCCCUGCAUAG